AUAAAACGUCUGGCGAGAGCAUUGAAACACAGAAGAGCGGAUAGAUUGAAUAAAGCAAAUAUGAGAGCCUCUGAAACACCUGAGCAAUUUCUCUAACGGCUAAUGCAACUACCCUGUGUUACAGCGAGACUCGUGUUACUGGCUCCGUUGAUGGCGCAUAGCCCAGCAUACAACUCGCGCGUUUAGCACCGAGUGUUUGCACUUUAGUGCUUUUCUUAAAGCCAUCCCUAUUAUAUAUAUCCCUUCAUUCAUUUUAAGAGAUAUUUCCACUUGUUAUGAUUUGCAUGGCACCAAAGUGCAAGUAAAGGUACUGUGUACAUGAUUAGGGAGGGAAAAAAACGUGUGCCAUUACAAUGAAAAUGAGUAGCUAUUCACUAUUGAUGCCAUAUAGGAAGCGUAAGGUGUCUGUGGGGAGAGUAUAGAUAAUGGAGACUACUCUGACUCUGCUUGUUCUGACUGCUGUUAUUGGCCUGUCGCAGCAGCAGAUUCCUCGAUGUCUUCUUAGUAGAUUGGACAGAGUGCCUUGUAAAAAGUUAAAUCCGAGGAUCAGGGAAGCUUCAGAAAACAAUCAAUAUUCAAUUCACUACACAAAAAUGGAAGGAGAUGGUGCAGGUGGAAUACAGUGUCGAGUGAAACGUAGAAAUGAGCAAAUCAGAGAUAUCACAACUGCUGGCACAGUUCACACAAAGAUCAUUUAUUCUCCCGGAUUUAUUCUCGGGAAAAAGUAUGACAAUCAACUCCUCGGACAGUACAACAUUAAGUGUGAUGAGGGCCGACUAGCAUUCUUUAAUGUUGCAGAAAUCGACCUACCGGGAAGGGAAGACUGUGUGUAUAACGGAAACCAAAUGUGUCAGGAUUACAUCCUUAUUGAUCGUGGCACGUCCAGACCUACUGAGAUAUGUGGCAACUCUUCAAAUGACUCCACGUCAGAGUUACAGUCAGGGAAUUUCACUGUUAUCUUCCGCACAAGUGAAGAAAAGAAAUCUGGUGGCUUUGUGAUGUACAUCGUCUGCUUUAGGGAGGAAGACAGGGAUCGAAGAAGUGACUCUUUACCAUCAUUGAUACUAUGCAUAACAUUAUUAGAGUGUAUAAUUAUUAUAAUAUCUGUAACCAAAUGACUAAAUAUCUCCACAGGUUGUUUAAUAACAAUGGAUUUCAACUCUUCUGUGUGUUCUGAUAGUGGCGGUGGGGAACAGCAGCCACAAGAUAACAGUCGUGGAAGAAGGAGGAGGGACACUUACUCUGGUGUGACCUACAAGGAUAUUUUCCCUGAAUAUCCUUCAGGCCUGCAGAUGCGGGAAGAUGUUGCAAAUUUUCACAAUCUUUGGCGUCAUAAGAAGAGGCAAGCUGGGGGAGACUUCCGCUUCAUUAGUCGAAUUGUACUCCUAAAUGAGUCGGUCAACUAUACUGAUAGUACCAUCUGUAUAGCUGACACUGAUGGCUCUGAGACUGGACUAUAUGAAGGUGUUCGAAUUCUGCAAACGUUCAAUGCACUGGGAGAAAUUGACACCUAUGUUACUCAUGUUAGUGGUACGAGAGAAGAGGACAAUCCUCACUUCUUUGGACCAGGU
This is a messenger RNA of Geodia barretti, 1571 nucleotides long. NCBI's taxonomy places the organism in Eukaryota, Metazoa, Porifera, Demospongiae, Tetractinellida, Geodiidae. The record is from the annotation of a GenBank genome assembly.